Messenger RNA from Grosmannia clavigera kw1407, 1371 nucleotides. RefSeq names its product methionine type metalloexopeptidase. Gene Ontology annotation, molecular function: metalloaminopeptidase activity. NCBI's taxonomy places the organism in Eukaryota, Fungi, Ascomycota, Sordariomycetes, Ophiostomatales, Ophiostomataceae. Gene Ontology annotation, biological process: proteolysis. The transcript has 4 exons. The record is from RefSeq and is a predicted model, not a curated record. The coding region runs from base 1 to 1371 and encodes 456 amino acids.
AUGGCGGCCAAGGCGCCAACAGCCGAGCUCGAGAAGCUCUCCGUGAACGGCGGCUCAAUCGCUGCAUCCAAGACGGCAGCAGGCCCGACGGCCAGUGGAAACGAUGCAGAGCAUGACAACUCAGACUCCGAGGACGAGGCAGACGAGGCGGGCGUGAACGGCAGUGGCGCGGGCGCGGAUGGAACGGCGGCCACGGCGGCCAAGAAGAAGAAGAAGAACAAGAAGAAGAAGAAGAAGAAGGCGGGCAACGGCGGGGCGACGGUGCAGUCCGAUCCGCCGCGCGUGCUGAUGUCGCAGCUGUUCCCUAACAACAGCUAUCCCAAGGGCGAGGAGGUGCCGUACGUCAACGAGAACGCAUACCGGACGACGAGCGAAGAGAAGCGACACCUAGACAAUCUGCGGGCGGACUUCCUCUCGGACUACCGGCAGGGCGCGGAGACGCACCGGCAGGUGCGGCAGUGGGCGCAGAAGAACAUCAAGCCGGGCCAGUCGCUGACGGAGAUUGCCAACAACAUCGAGGACAGCGUGCGGGCACUCGUGGGCCACCAGGGCCUGGAGGAGGGCGACGCGAUAGUAGCCGGCAUGGGCUUCCCGACGGGCCUGAACAUCAACCACAUCGCGGCACACUACUCGCCCAACCUGGGCAACAAGACGAUCCUGCAGCAGGAGGACGUGAUGAAGGUAGACAUUGGCGUGCACGUCAACGGCUACAUUGUCGACAGCGCCUUUACCAUCGCGUUUGAGCCACGCUACGACAACCUGCUCGAGGCCGUGCGCGAGGCCACCAACACGGGCAUCCGCGAGGCCGGCAUCGACGUCCGUCUGGGCGAGAUCGGCGCCGCCAUCCAGGAGACCAUGGAGUCGUACGAGGUCGAGCUCGACGGCACCACGUACCCGAUCAAGGCCAUCCGCAACCUCAACGGCCACACCAUUGAGCGCCACACCAUCCACGGCGGCAAGAGCGUGCCCAUUGUCAAGUCUGCCGACACCACCAAGAUGGAGGAGGGCGAGAUCUACGCCAUCGAGACCUUUGGCAGCACUGGCAACGGCUAUGUGCGCGACGAGGGCGAGGUGUCGCACUACGCCAAGCGCACCGAUGCCCCCAACGUCAAUCUGCGUCUCUCGUCCGCCAAGACUGUGCUCAACGUGAUCAACAAGAACUUUGGCACCCUGCCGUUCUGUCGUCGCUACAUUGACCGUCUGGGCCACGACAAGUACCUUCUUGGGCUGAACAGUCUCGUAUCAAGCGGCAUUGUCGAGGCGUACCCUCCCUUGGUAGACAAGAAGGGUUCUUACACUGCCCAGUUCGAACAUACCAUUCUUCUGCGCCCGACGGUGAAGGAAGUCAUCAGCCGUGGCGACGACUUUUAG